AUGUGGCGGUCAACUAUCAUUCUUCUGUUAACAGUAGGAACAGCUAUGUCCUACCCUGCCGAAGCAGCCGAAGCAGCUGGAGCUGGAAGUGCAGCUGGAGAAAGCGCAGCAUCCGGCAUGACUAGCCUUGGUGAUAAGGGCAAGAGCUUUUUUGCCGAUAUUGCCAAAGAAUUGACCGGAUUGAAGUCAUUGAAUCCUUCAGAUAUUGGUGUUCAGACAUUUUUCCGAGCUUUCUUGGACAAGUUCACGAAUCUUGAUGACAGCACCAAGAAAGAACUAGAGCAGUACAUUCCUUCCGCCACGAAAAUCUUCAACGAUGCACUUUCGAAGCUCAAGAUAGACCCCAUGCAGGCGUUCCAGACGUUGGCCAAAUAUUUCGAAGAAUUCAAGAAGGGCGCAUCCAGUGAACUGAUUCAGCAAGGAGUAAACAUUGCUGCAAAUGUGCUCUCCGGUAAAGCUGGAGCAAAGUAA
Molecule: messenger RNA, 471 nt
Organism: Cylicostephanus goldi
Lineage: Eukaryota; Metazoa; Nematoda; Chromadorea; Rhabditida; Strongylidae
Source: the annotation of a GenBank genome assembly